CGCACUCUCGUCUUCUCCGUCGCCGGGGCAACACGCCGCCGUGCCGCCGCCUCUCGUCCCGUCCGUGGUUGUCACCGCGCUUUCCUACCUCACCCGCAGGCUUGCGACUUCGUUGUUCGGCAGCUAUCUCGGCUCCAAACUAAGAGGAAAGGACUCAUGGCCAUGGAGAUGAGAGCCCGGGAAUCUAUAGGUAUGUCGGAGGACCUGACACGGGCGAUCGCACCUUAUGCCACCGCCCUGCAUGACACGUUCCUCCACUCCCAUUGCUCCUCGUGUUUCAGGAAGUUGCCAUCGCAACCUCCAUGUGCCAUGUCUUGUAUCCUCUGCUGCUCCGUUCAGUACUGCUGCUCAGACUGCUUAAGCUCGGAUCGUGAAAUGCAUUCAUCUUCUGGUGAAUGUUGUUUCUUCGCCGACCACCUCAAGAAAGCAUCUCCAUCCUACAUCACUGAAGGCACAAGCGAUGUCCGUGCUUCUCUUCGACUUCUUUACUUUCUCGAGAUGCAUGGUCUGGUCUCAUCAGAUUCAAACAACCGGUCCAGCAGAAUUGGUGGGCUUUCAACAAUUGGUAUUCGUGAAGUUCUGGAGGAAGGCGGGGAGGUUGCCGAGAGGAUACUGAAGGGAAGCAUGCUGAUGUCGUCUGCCAGAAAAAUGAGGACGCAAACUUCUGUUGUUUUCUCCAAUGGCCUGACAGUAGAGAUAAUGGCAUUAUGGGCAGUGAUGAUCAACAGCGUUGAGGUGCAGAUUAGUGACGAGUGGGAUCUGGGGAUUGCAGUUUAUGGGCCUAGUUUCUCAUGGUUCAAUCAUAGUUGCUUUCCGAACGCUUCUUAUCGUUUUGAGUUGGCUGCACCCAAUGAAGAUUAUGUUUCAGACAAAUCAGAAUACCGUGCAGUCCCUGCUAGCAAAGGGGUUGCUCCAGAUGCGUGGCAUACUUUGCAAUUUGAAGAGGGUUCUACUCAUGCACUUGGCAAAUAUGGCCCAAGAGUUGUUGUCCGUUGCAUAAAGCCAAUCAACAAGGGGGAUGAAGUUUGCAUAACAUACAUUGAUCUUCUCCAGACCAGGGAAGCAAGGUAUUCAGAUCUUUGGUCAAAGUAUAAGUUUAUUUGUUCUUGUGAGCGCUGUACUGCAUCACCAGAAUCAUAUGUGGAUUUUAUUCUAAAUUGUGACUUCAGGAACUUGAAUUCGCCAGAGAAUGCUUUUAUAUCUCGAGCAGUUGAGGAUUUUGAUGAUAUCUUACAACAAGCAAUCUCGGAAUAUUCAUUGGGUGAUGAUCCCAAAGCCUGCUGUGCUAUGAUUGAAAGUUUGCUUUCUGAAAACUUGAUGGGUGAUUUGCAGCAAGUGGAACUUUCACGGAAAAGACAUAUACUACAUCCUCUUCAUCAUAUAUGUCUUAGAGCUUAUAUGACGCUUGCCUCUGCUUACCGCUUUCGUGCCCUAGAAUCCAAUACCGAUGGCUUUAAAGGAGAAAACAGUGCCGUUUCUUUCAAAAUGACCAAAGCUGCAGUAGCUUAUUCAUUUCUUCUUGCAGGAGCUACGCACCAUCUGUUCUUAUCUGAACGUUCCUUUAUGACCUCACUGGCGCAUUUUUUGUUAAGCGCUGGACGGUCCAUGUUAGAUUUUGUUGAAUGUGUAAAGGGAGAGAGAAGGAAAAAUGUAUCCCAAGCUAAGUUUAGCUCUGCUUCAUGUUCAUCAAGUUCAGGAACACGUGAUUCCAUGCAGUACCAUCAAUUCAGAUCAACUUGUGAGGAAUUUGGCAAGCGCAUGUUAUCGCUAUCAUUGCAGUGCUGGCCAUUUCUUGUGCAAAGCUCACCCUGCCUGGAAAAGAUAAAAAACCCUAUAGACUUCAGUUGGCUUGGGACAGCAAUAUUUCAGUCUCUCCAUCUUUCUGAGCCAUGGAAGAAUCAUCCUCAAACUGGGCCAUGAAGAUCUUCACCUUAAGUAAAGGGAUGUCCCUUUUCCUAAGCACACUGUAGAAAUGUGUAAGCACAUGAGUGGCUGGUCAUUCUGAUACUUUAUGCCUGCUCAUUAUCAUGCCAACUAAUUUCUUCGUAGCAGGUGACAGUAACUUGUAACUUAUCUCUAGAGCCUCAAGCUUCUAUAUGUUUCAGUACCAAUUAGUUAGCUUCAUUGUUUCAAGUAACAGGUUUAGCUUAGACAUAUGUUUUAGUGAUAAACUGAACGGCAUAAAUAAUCAGAAAUUUAGAUUCAACCCCAGCCACAAACACAGAAAAAUUGAUUACUGAGAUGGCUCUGCUGUAGCACGGUAGCAGGUUUAAUGGAUGCCCAUCAGAAUAAUUGUCGGAAUAUGCUUUGGCAUCUUCCAUUGCUUGCAGCAUUGCUUCCACUGAUCUAACUAGUGGGAAGUUAAACUGUCCUCCAUUAAUGAGCCGGUGUGUCUAUUCCUGUCAGACACCUUUCUGCUUAAAGCGGGUGUUGCUGAUAAUUCAGGAAUUUCUCCUCUCUAUCGUAUCUCUCUCUCCCAAAGAAAGAUCUUAUGUGUCAACAUUUGCUAGUUGAAGGAUAUUCUGUAUCGCAUGGUAUUGACGAUGCGCUGCGUGUAUACUGAAUUCAUCAGUGAUUUGUGUAGGCACUUAUUUGAUGCUGAGCUAAUGGUCUUAAUUUUAUACGAGUUUUCUAUAGAUGUAGUGCUGAUGCUGCAAACCAUGUGUUGGGAAUGAGCUUUUAUUUUCGCGGUGUUCUCUUCUCACAAUAUGGGUGUGCUAUGUAUGGCUUGUUUUCCCCUUUAGAACAGUUAAAAUUUCACAGUUGACAGUUGUAGUGCAUAGACCUGCUUUAGUUUUGCUGAAAAACUAUAUAUAUGAAUGAACUUGAUCUAGGACCCAUCCUUUCAACAAGGGAAGUGAUAUUUUUUAUGUAUGUUUACAUUAACUGAAAUAAUAUGGCGUGCAUUGGAAAUUUUGAAUGAUUGAAGGAUAUAUUUUGUGGAUUAUUUUUUGUUUUUGUGGGCACAUGUCGCUGCGGUUCCACUUGUCCCUUGGUUACAAAAAUUGCGAAAAGAUCUCCACCAGAGAACAGAA
Molecule: messenger RNA, 3035 nt
Organism: Triticum dicoccoides
Lineage: Eukaryota; Viridiplantae; Streptophyta; Magnoliopsida; Poales; Poaceae
Product: protein SET DOMAIN GROUP 41-like
Exons: 8
Coding region: 157-1920 (587 amino acids)
Molecular function (GO): protein binding
Source: RefSeq, a predicted model, not a curated record